ACACGAGGUGGAUGGGCAAUCUUCCUGCUCAUGAUACGAAGGAGCAAUGGAACGACGCAGAAGGGAAGGGAAGAAGUAGGAGGCAGGACAGAGGCCAGGAAAGGCAGAGAGGGGGGGAGGAGAAGAGGAGAGAAGAGAGAGAGAGAGGAGAGAAGAGAGGAAGAGAGAGAGAGAGGAGAGAGAGAGAGAGAGAGAGAGAAGAGGAAGAGAAGAGAGAGAGAGAGAGAGAAGAGAGAGAGAAGUUCCGUUCUGGUCCCUGCAGCGGCGCUCGCGAGAGCGAGAGAGAGAGAGAGAGAGAGAGAGAGAGAGAGAGAGAGAAGAGAGAGAGAAGGAGAGAGAGAAGAGAGGAAAGAGAGAAGAGAGAGAGAGAGAGAGAAGAGUUGAGUUCUUCAUCCGGUCCCUGCAGCGGCGCUCGAGAGAGCGAGGAGAGAGAGAGAAGAGAGAGAGAGAGAGAAGAGAGAGAGAGAAGAGAGAGAGAGAGAGAGAGAGAGAGAGAGAGAGAGAGAGAGAGAGGAGAGAGAGAGAGAGAGAGAGAGAAGAGAGCCCAUGAGAGAGAGAGAGAGAAAGAGAGAGAGAGAGAGAGAGAGAGAGAGAGAGAGAGAGAGAGAGAGAGAGAGAGAGAGAGAGAGAGAGAGAGAGAGAGAGAGAGAGAGAGAGAGAGAGAGAGAGAGCAUAAGAUAAAGAGAGAGAAAGACCAUAAGAGAAAGAGAGAGAGAGAGAAAGAGAGAAAGAGAGAGAGAGAAGAGAGAGAGAGAGAGAGAGAGAGAGAGAGAGAGAGAGAGAGAGAGAGAGAGAGAGAGAGAGAGAGAGAGCAAAGAAAGGGAGAGAGAGAGAGAGAGAGAGAGAGAGAGAGAGAGAGAGAGAGAGAGAGAGAGAGAGAGAGAGAGAGAGAGAGAGAGAGAGAGAGUCCACUUAACGUGGUGGAGCAGCGCCACAAAUGUCGCCUCAUUCUUGACUUGCGCAAAGUCAACAACUACCUCGACAUCCCCAAGUUCAAGUACGAAGGCUUGAACAGGGUAGCCGAACUCAUCCGCCCAGGCGAUUGGAUGUUCUCCAUCGACCUAAAGUCAGGCUACCACCAUGUCGAGAUCCACCCCUCCUGCUGGAAGUUCUUGGGAUUUCGGUUCGAAGGAGACUACUAUUCCUUCAUAUCGCUCCCGUUCGGGCUUGCCACUGCCCCAUUCGUCUUCACACAACUGAUCAAACAACUGGCAAAGCGAUGGCGGGCAAGCGGCGUGCGGGUUGUUCCAUAUGUCGACGACUUACUAUUCCUCUACAACUCCCACUCGGAUGCACGCUCGACCUGCGCAGCUGUGGUUCAGGACCUGAAGGCAGCAGGUUUUGUUAUAAACGGCAAAAAGUCACAUCUACACCCCUCACGCCAGAUAACUUUCCUCGGCUUGGAGAUUGAUGCCGCCCAAGGCACCUUCUCCGUCGGACUCGAACGCGAUCAGACGCCCGAUCUUUCAGUUUCUGAAUAAUCAGAGGUUUUAGAGUAGAGUUUCUAGGAGAUCAGAAGUUCCAGCCUUACAUUUCUAAAUUUUAAGCGUACACGCUGGACAGCACUUAGCGGAUGGCUCAAGCGAAUUAUCUGGGUUUCGUUACCACUUCAAUAAACUGGUCAGAGCAGGAUUACUAGUAGGAUGUAAUGAAAGCGAGCUUGCAGUAGCUGAAGGACGCUUGUAUCGAGUGUGACAAUGUCGGGCGAGCUGGAGCACAUGGCGGCGGGGACGGGCAAGGGCGAGGAGCGCAAGGAGGUGCAGCGGAAGAAGCAGGCCCGGUUCUCGGGGAACGACGACGCCGACG
Messenger RNA from Closterium sp. NIES-67, 1806 nucleotides. NCBI's taxonomy places the organism in Eukaryota, Viridiplantae, Streptophyta, Zygnematophyceae, Desmidiales, Closteriaceae. The record is from the annotation of a GenBank genome assembly.